AUGGUUCGAAACAAGGAUAGGACAAGUAAGGCCAAGCAAUUUAGGUGGUCUAAACCUAUGUCUCACACACUACUUAAAGCAUUAGCAGAAGAGGCUUUAAAAGGAAACAAGCCAUCUUCAACUUUCAAGCCUGAAUCUUUUAUACGAGUGGUUGCGGAAAUUAAUCAAAAAUUUGGAAUUGAAUGUCUUAGUGUACAUGUUGAAAAUCAUUUGAAGACUAUGAAAAAGGAGUGGACUACCAUUUCAACACUUCGAGCCAAAAGUGGGUUUGGAUGGGAUGAUAAUUUAAAGAUGGUAACUGUCAACAAACAUGUUUAUGAUAAGGAGGUGAUGGCACAUCCUAAUCAUGAGAAGUAUCUUACCAAAAAAAUUGAGAUAUAUGAAGAAAUGGCAAUUGUUGUGGGAAAAACAUUGCAACUGGACAUUUUUCCAAAUCCUUUUGUUGAUAUCCAAUGUGAUAUCAAUACUGAGGAAGAUUCUACUCCCCCGGAUGAUGAUGUUGAAUUUGAAGAAGCUGCAAAGAAGAAAGAGACAUCUUCAACUACUAUCCCUUCAUCCCAAAAAAGAUCUCACAAGGAAAGAAAAUGUGAUCUUAAAGAAAAUGGUAUUAAGAAAAUGGUUUUGCUGAAAUUUGCAAAGUUCCUGCCCCUGAAAAAGAAUGUAUACGGUGACAAAUGCUCAUCUUCUGCCAGGUAUAACAUAAUUGAGCAAUAG
This is a messenger RNA of Hevea brasiliensis (rubber tree), 714 nucleotides long. RefSeq lists its product as uncharacterized. NCBI's taxonomy places the organism in Eukaryota, Viridiplantae, Streptophyta, Magnoliopsida, Malpighiales, Euphorbiaceae. Bases 1 to 714 code for a protein of 237 amino acids. The record is from RefSeq and is a predicted model, not a curated record. The transcript is spliced from 4 exons.